Messenger RNA from Symsagittifera roscoffensis, 1671 nucleotides. RefSeq lists its product as uncharacterized. NCBI's taxonomy places the organism in Eukaryota, Metazoa, Xenacoelomorpha, Acoela, Convolutidae. The record is from RefSeq and is a predicted model, not a curated record. The transcript is spliced from 3 exons. The annotation marks the transcript as partial.
AUUUUACGCUAACAAGUCUGCCAUCAAAUUUACUUCAUCUAGUUUUACAAUUUCAAACUAUAGCGGCAGAAAGUGUCUCUUUUUGCAUUAAAGGUUGUAUUCCGUAUCGGCUACCCGUAUAACAUUUAUUUCCUUCUUAAUUUGAAAGAAAAGCUGCAAUUCUUUUAAUUUCCUCAAUUUUUGGAACACGAGGUCAAAAUCUAUUCAAUCUUCGUCCGGGAUUCUCGCAGUAUAUUUACCUGAUCUGAUCUGAACAAGUUCGAGCUUCGGUUCAUUUUCCCAUUCUCUUAUUUAUUAACCCGCGAGCUUUUCUUUACUUUGAUAUGACUCUUAAACAGUAAUUCUCGUCUCAAGAUCUGAAGAGGAACUUGACAGCUGGAAGAUUUGACGUUUCUGACUUCAGCGUAUGAGCUUGUGUGCGUACAUUAUUCAUAGUUUACGUAGCUGGAAGUCCUCUCCAGAAGGAAAAAUAGUCCAGUCUUCCAGAGGAUUUGUUGACUCCUUUUAUUUGACUUUAUUUGGCCAGCCUUUCAAAAAUAUAUCAAAAAUGUUCAUAAUAUUUUCCUGUGCUGCAAGUCGAUUGAGAAGCAUUUUCGUUGUUUUAUUGGCUCGAAUUCAGAUAUGUUUAUCUUCAAUUCCAACUACUGGCAGCACUUCCAUGCUGGAUAAAAACCUUGCUGAAAAUUGGAUAUCGAAAUCGGAUAUUGAAUUACCUAAAAAGAUAUACAUAUAAUUUGGAAGCUGCUAUAAAAUAAUGUCUCACAAAUCAAGCGCAGAUUUCAGUCCAAACUUUAUCCGGACUAGCUUGUCAAAUUUGGACAGCACAGACAGAAAGAGUUCUUCCGACCGAGUACCAACGAAAGACUCUAGAAGCUCUUUUUUCGAGUCGUCCGAAAGGGUCCAAGGAGACCCCAAAACAAACAACAAUGCUGCCCCAAAUCUAUUCACAAAGCAGUUUCGGAGCCAAAACAGCUUCAGAAAACUAGCUGCGUCAUCCACUUUAGGCGAUCUGAACCUUUCGCCUAAUUUUUCCUCUAGUUCGAAUCGGGCGCCUCUUAGACUUCAGGCGAGUGUGGACUGCUAUCCAGCGUCAAGAAGCCAAACGAGACCCCGAGCACCGACAAUUAGCAGUUUAGGCCGAAGUUCAUCCGUCCGAGCGAGUGCCGAGAACGACUUCAACGCCGCCAACGCCUACACUGAUUUUUACCCCCAUAAACGAAAAACGAGUUUCAAAACUCAACCCAACAGUUUCAAAACUCAAUCGCAGACAUCUUUGAGUUCUUACAGCCAAAAAGGAGCCUUACGCUACUCGAACUCGGGGGACAGAAACAGUAUCGAUUUGACGAAUCCCACUAAGCAGGUUUCGAUUUUGAAGCCGACCUUAAAACAUGCAAAUACGAUCGCAAGUCUGACUUACGAAACAGCCGAGCUGCUGGGCACUCCGAACACGAACAGAUUCUGGGAACCACAGGCGGAGAAUAGCGAACUACCUAAAAAGCCGAUGUUCGCCAGUCACAUUCGGAAGCUGAAGUCGUCAGUUCGUCACUUUAUCCAGCCGACUGAGAACAGACUGGCACUGAAGUUGUUCGGCAGCAAGAAGGCAGUGCUGAAGGAGAGGAAGAGGUGUGAGGAGGAGGCCCCCUGGAUCAUUCACCCCUACAGCACCUUCAG